AUGACGUUGACAACGCCGCGAGACUCCUACACUAAACGCCUUUCCGUCGUUCUCCGCCGCUACGCCGCCACGACACCCCUCAGUAGUCAAAACUUCACAACUUGCACCCGCCGGGUCAAAUUUCUGCCGUCGGUUCACCCUUCCGGAGGACGCCUUCUCGAAUCCCCGUGGUCCGCUACCCAGCUCCGCGGCGCCAGAUUUUCCGGCGGCGAUGUGAGACCAGGAAACGUCAUUGAAAGAAGAGGAAAGAUUUAUGAGGUGGUAAAAGCGCAACACAGUACCCAAGGAAGAGGAGGAGCAAUAAUACAGGUGGAGCUCCGUGAUGUCGACAGUGGAAGCAAAGUGAACGAAAGGUUGCGAACUGAUGAGCCAAUUGAAAAGAUAUUUGUUCAGGAGAAGUCAUUGGAGUACCUUUACACUGACGAUGAAACUGGAAACAUUGUUUUAAUGGAGCAAGGUACAUACAACCAGCUAGAAGUGCCUAGACACUUAUUUGGCGACUCUCUUGUUUAUCUUCAAGAGGAAAUGGAAGUCACUGUCCAGCUUUAUGAUGACAAACCAUUGUCGGCAUCAAUUCCAAAUCGAGUAACAUGUACAGUUACUGAAGCAGCUGACGCAGUAAAGGGAAGUGGACCUACACCUUAUAAAAAGGUUUUGUUGGAAAAUGGUCGCAUUGUCCAGACUCCAGCUCAUAUUUUAACCGGAGAUAAGAUUGUCAUCAAUACAACCGACAACUCUUACGUUAGCAGGGCUUGAACAGUGGAUCUUCAAUUCUUGAUCAACUUGUGCCACAUCUGGAUUGUUUCCAAAGAAUGUCUCGCCCGAUCUAACCUCUACUUUUUGCAGCUCUAGUUUCUGACAGUAAUUGAGAAUUUACGCAUAUGAUCUUACGGUUGUUUAUUCUGAAUGUUCGUAAAUAUGUUAAUGACAGUAGUAAAAAAUUGUUUUACAUCAGGAUUUGGUGGUUUUCACCCUUCAUGUCAAAACUCUCGACUUCACUCCUUGCUAUAGGCCCCCUAUUAUUAUUAUUACUUACCAAAAAGGGGGAAAUGAACUAGGUGAUGUGGCUAAUGAUCAAUUUAUGAUUUUGGUGGGAUAAUUGGCAAUUAAACAAUAAUGGAAGGAAACUGUACAUUUUUAUU
Messenger RNA from Erythranthe guttata (spotted monkey flower), 1142 nucleotides. RefSeq names its product elongation factor P (EF-P) family protein. Gene Ontology annotation, cellular component: cytoplasm. NCBI's taxonomy places the organism in Eukaryota, Viridiplantae, Streptophyta, Magnoliopsida, Lamiales, Phrymaceae. Gene Ontology annotation, molecular function: translation elongation factor activity. The record is from RefSeq and is a predicted model, not a curated record. Gene Ontology annotation, biological process: translational elongation; peptide biosynthetic process.